Diversispora eburnea is the source of this 678-nucleotide messenger RNA. NCBI's taxonomy places the organism in Eukaryota, Fungi, Glomeromycota, Glomeromycetes, Diversisporales, Diversisporaceae. The record is from the annotation of a GenBank genome assembly.
AUGUUAAAAGGUUCUACUUCCGCUUCAUAUUUUCCUGACGAAUUUUUGGCGGGAGUAUGCACAGCAUUAUCAACUCCCUCAGAUCUUGAAGCGUUGAAACAAAUGUUCACUCCAAGACUAUAUGAUCGUUUUGUCACUGAACUUGAAAAAAUAUCAUCCGAAAAAUCAUCCAUAACAAUUGAAAUAUCUAAAAUUUACAAUUCUAAAAUUCAUGAUAUUUGGGUGAAUGUAGGAUCUCAAAGAGCAACUCAAAAAAGAUUUAGUGAUGAUAAAGAAAUCCAAAGAAAUUAUCUUAUAAUUCAUUGGAUGACAAUUAGAAUAGGUAUUCAACGAGGGGAUGAAAAAGAAUCAUAUGCUGAACGUAAAGCAAAAGUAUCCAAAGCAUUUUCUGACGGUAUUGGUUUUAAAGUGGAUGUAAAUUUUGAUGCAGAUAUUAUUUAUUCAUUGAAAUCUUCGGAAAAUCAACAAUUAAUUUAUGAUCAAGUUAGAAGACCUUUAAUUGUUAGAUUUGAAAGUCCUUAUUUUGAACCAUCUAAUAAAAUUUUUAAAAAAAUUACUUCUAAUGAGGCUGGUAAUGAAGAAGAGGAUUCAGUAAUGAAUUGGAAUUGGCAAGUUGGAGAUAUUGAUUAUUUGUUAGAAAAAGAAGAUUUAGAAAGUGAAGAAAAAUUAGAAACUUAA